This is a messenger RNA of Radiomyces spectabilis, 1691 nucleotides long. Its product is annotated as phosphatase 2C-like domain-containing protein. Lineage: Eukaryota; Fungi; Mucoromycota; Mucoromycetes; Mucorales; Radiomycetaceae. The record is from RefSeq and is a predicted model, not a curated record. Bases 97 to 1335 code for a protein of 412 amino acids. The transcript has 5 exons.
UUACAGUUCUCCCUCUUGUCUCCCUCAAUCUCAUCCCCACAAUUACUGAGCUGGUGAUCCUUUCCUUUCAUUUAUGCCCUUUUCCCAGUACUCCAGAUGACUCUUAAAACGUCCGCCACUACCGCUUUAGCGAAGCAGUUAAACUGCUUGGCCCAUUUAAACGGGAUUUCAUGCUUUGCCACUCGCACCACAAUCCCAACUAUCACGUUGCGGGGCCAUCAGCAGUAUUGCAGAGCAAAGAAUUCCCGGGAAACUACAGCUUCGGUAUCCUCUCGAGCCACCCAUUAUCGUUCGUUCAGCACUCAUUCUACUCCAGCACUAUUCGAAGCUUCUUGUACACAGCGUCACUACUCAGCUUAUCAUAUCAAAGAGUCAACCGAAGAAUUACUGUUUCCUUCUUUACCAGUCGUUGACUUCUUUGCUAACGAAUGUACGAAAUCCAAGCCAUCCUAUGUCUUUGCUCACGGAGCUUCAGGGUUUGCAAAGAGAGGCCGCAAUGUACCCUAUCCGAGCGACGAUUACUAUUACAGUGUGCAAAUAGGCGAAGAUGCCUAUUUUCGACGACCGGAUGCAUUAGGUGUGGCUGAUGGUGUAGGCGGCUGGAAAGGAACCAAGUCUGCAAACCCAGCAUUGUAUUCCCGAAAUUUAAUGCAUCAUGCGUAUUUGGAACUGGAAAAGUUUGAAGACGUCGAAGAUCCGCGUUUCUAUCAGUACGAUGAAGCCGACCCGGUCGAUAUACUGGAGCGUAGCUAUGAAGAGUGCAUGCAGCUGGCUGAACAAGAGGGUAUUGUCGGCUCUUGUACAGCAUGCCUAGCUAUUUUGCGCCAUGAUGAAUUACGAAUCGCAAAUUUAGGCGACUGUGGCAUAUCGGUGAUUCGUCACAAUAAUUAUAUUUUCCGCAGUGAAGAACAACAACACUCCUUUAAUUUCCCUUAUCAGCUUGGCACAAGCUCUCCGGAUCGCCCGAAAGACGCACAGACUUUCACCAUUCGGGUUGAAAAAGGCGACAUUGUCAUCCUCGGUUCAGACGGCCUCUACGACAACCUGUUUGAUCGCGAAAUAUUAUCCAUUGUUUGUUCGCAAUUGGCUCCUUACACCGUUCCAGCUAGCGGAAGCAACCCGUCCAAGAGGCUUAAUUUCGAGCCGCAGCGCUUGUCCGAUGCACUGGCUGACAAUGCCAGGCUUGUCAGCGAGAAUCGACGCCAUGUCAACAGCCCGUUUCAGAAUCGCGCCAUGAAGGAGGGAUUUUAUUUCCAAGGCGGAAAGGCAGAUGAUAUUAGCGUUAUUGUGGCUGUCGUUAAAGAUUGCGAAGACUCGCCAGAUCGACGGUUAUGAGCCUUUUGGGUAUUCUUGGUCUGUUCCAUCGCAAACAAACAUUCAAUGGACGUAUAACCUCUAUUCGUCCCUGCAUUGUAAAUAGCAUAUUGAUCGCUGCACCAAGGGUUUCAACGGAUCCGCAGGAUUUCAUAUCCAAUGGAACCUCUUCUUUUCUAUUCUUCUGUAUCUCCUCUUCAUUUUUCUCAAGCUCGCCCAAAACACCGACACACGCACACACAUACACACCUAAUCCAUUAUCACAUCAACAGCCAUCAGCCACCAUAGAACGAUGGGUUUCAUAAUUUAUAAUGCAUUAUGAAAGUAGGCAUUACCGAUCGUAUAGGCAAUAAAGCAUAAAGGAUUCCAUUCAAAAA